AUGAUCGCAUCGCAGGAGGAUCAAGACGUGCUGGCCGUCUACUUCCGCCCGGUCUCGACAGUGGCGUACAUUCUCAGUCUGGGUGUGGUUCAAGAAUACCGAAGGGUCGGGAUUGCGUCGCUCUUGUUGGAUUCGUUGAUUCGCCAACUCACGACACCCGAAGCUGUGCACUGCAAAGCGCUUUUUUUGCAUGUUCUGACUUCUAACAGUUCUGCCAUCCGUUUCUACGAGAAUCGGAAUUUCAAGUUGCAAGCGUUCCUCCCCUACUACUACGCUAUCAACGGGCAGUUCCGCGACGGGUUCUCGUACGUGCUGUACAUAAACGGCGGUCAUCCGCCCUGGGGACCCACGGACUACAUCAAGUACGGCCUGGGCGUCUUGGGCCGGCUGGACCCGUGCUCGUGGCCGUCGCGGCUUUUGCACAAUGCCCGUUCCGUCGUCCCGUCCAUCUUCACCAGCCUCGCCCGAGGCACGAUGGCUCUAGGCAAAUGA
Messenger RNA from Notodromas monacha, 492 nucleotides. The record is from the annotation of a GenBank genome assembly. Lineage: Eukaryota; Metazoa; Arthropoda; Ostracoda; Podocopida; Cyprididae.